Messenger RNA from Ochotona curzoniae (black-lipped pika), 2318 nucleotides. It is a transcript of the gene MLKL, whose product is annotated as mixed lineage kinase domain like pseudokinase. The record is from RefSeq and is a predicted model, not a curated record. Bases 307 to 1728 code for a protein of 473 amino acids. Lineage: Eukaryota; Metazoa; Chordata; Mammalia; Lagomorpha; Ochotonidae. Gene Ontology annotation, biological process: cell surface receptor signaling pathway; protein phosphorylation. The transcript has 12 exons. Gene Ontology annotation, molecular function: protein kinase activity; ATP binding.
UCGGCCUCACUCUCCCAGUACAGCCAGGAGAAGCAGACCUUGGAACUCUCCCCAGCUUCCGCCGCCCUUCAAGCCCCCCGUUCUGGCCACGCAGAUCCCGAGUUAAAGCUGCUAGCUCUCAGGUCCCCCAAGCAGUGAUCCUGGCACCUGAGACCUUUCAGAGUCCGCUGAGGAUUUGGGGAGUGGUGCAGGUUGGCGUUCUUUCUGCCUCACCAGGGCUUGGCUCCCAGGAACGUGAACUCCUGUUAGUGGUGGCACUGAACGUCCUCAACCUUCACAGCCUCAAGCUUCCCUGUCAUCUGAGGAAUGGAUAAAUUGGGGCAGAUCAUCUCCUUAGGACAGUUCAUCUACCAACAAUGCGACAACCUGAAACUCUGCCGCAGGCAGUGCCAGCGCCUCAGGAGCCGGGUGCACAGCCUGCUGCAGCCACUGCAGAUGCUUCAGGCCCAAGGGAAGCAGAACUUGUCCACCGAGCUCACCACUGCCCUGGACCGCUUCCAGGCCGUCCUGGAGAAAGCGAAGGGCCAGAUAGAGGAAUUCCAGCAGAAAUCCAGCAUUUAUAGGUUUUUCACUGCAGGCCGGGACAAAAUUCUUUUCAGGGAAGUGAACGAGCAGCUGAGGGAUGUUUGGGAGGCGCUCUCACUGGUGCUUCAGGUUGACCAACGGAUGCUGGUGUCCGGGGGUAGCCAAGGAGCGCACUGGCAGCAGGAAGAUGAGCAGGAUGCAGAGGAAGACUGGCAAGUGAUCCAAAGGCGAAGAAUGGACAAUAAAGAUCUAACGGCUUCACUGAGGUGGAUGGAAAUCAACCUAAAAGAGAUCCAGGAAACUUUAAGACAGUACUUCGGGAGACCGACAACGCCAGUGUCCCCAGAACCAAUCAAGGAAAUCCCGAAGGUGCAGCUUUGCACCUCCCCAUGGAGCCUGCUGAGGGAGGAUGGAUUCAGCACACUGUACAAAGGAGAGUAUCACAGAUCCCCGGUGACCAUCAAAGUCUUCAAAAAUCCCCAGGCCAGCCCCAGAUCAGUGAGACAUACCUUCAAUAAUGAGAUCAGAACCAUGAGGAAGUUUGAUUCUCCCAACAUCCUGCGGAUCUUUGGGAUUUGCAUUGAUGAAACAGUGACUCCUCCUCAGUUCUCCAUCAUCAUGGAGCACUGUGAGCUCGGCACCCUAAGGGAGCUGUUGGAUAAAAAAAAGGACCUGACAUCCGGCGAGCGCAUCGUCCUGGCCCUGGAGGCAGCCAAAGGCUUGUACAGGCUACACGAUGAAGAAGUGCCUGAACUCCACAGAAAUAUCAGCAGCACGAGCUUUCUGGUAACCAAAGGCUACCAAGUGAAGCUUGCAGGAUUUGAACUGAGCAAAACCCAGACUUCCAUCAGUCGGGAAAUGAAGUGGAAUAAAACAGACAGAGUGCAUGCUGCAGCAUACAUCUCGCCUCAGUGCCUGGACAACGUUUUUCAUAAAUAUGACAUAAAAGCUGAAAUAUACAGCUUUGGAAUCGUCCUGUGGGAAAUCGCCACUGGGAGGAUCCCGUUUGAAGGCUGUGAUUCUAAGACUAUCUACCAGCUGGUGGUCGUGCAGCGGCAGCAGGAGCCGCUGGGAGAAGGCUGCCUCCCGGUGCUGCAGGAGGUGAUUGGGCAGUGCCGGGCCUACGAGCCCGCAGAACGGCCCUCCAUGCACGAAAUCAUAGAGAAACUGACUACCUUCACUAACUCAUGUAUUAAAACCUGAGCCAUGGAUGCCCUGGACGUGAAACUGGAAGACACGUGAACUGGACAUCUCUUUUACAUCCUUCCUCAUCAGGUUAUUUACGGGUGCAGAGAAACUGAGCAUCGCAGUUCACACAGCACACAUCCCACUCCCAGUGAGACUGCCUCAACGCACUGUGCUAAGUGUUCCACAACAAGCUGGCGUCCGUAGCUCUUGACCAUGUGACUUUCUGGGGCCUCCUAUCAAGUGCAGCAGUCUGAUGCACACCACCAUGGGAAUUUGGCCUGGCCUUUUGACUCACGUUUUGGCCACCAUGCAUUGUGUUGAUAGGGUUCUAACACAGGCUGAAAGUUGCAAAAAAAAAAAAAAAAUUCUUCUGAUUAUGGACUCAGCUAUGACUUUCUACCAGCCUUUGGCUCCUCUCCAAUGUCUCCAAAUUAUCUUAAAACUAAAUAUAUGUUGUCUAGAGUUUUCAACUAUUAUCAGUUAAAAUAUUUGCCUAGUAAGAAAUAUUUGAUUGUUAUUAGAUGUAGAAAGCUCUUAAUUGUGUAUAUAUAUAUAUUUUUAAAGAUUUAUCUACUGGAAAGAAUUACACAGAAAGAGAUGCAAAA